CAUGCAAGGCUUUGUGCUGGCUGUGUGUGGACACAGGCUUCAUCUGUCUCUGGAUGCCCUCCUUCAUGGAUGCCAGGCUGCCAGCACCUGUCAUAUGCCUUUGAGGUUAUCCCUGGAUGCCAUAUUCUUCUGUGUCUCCCUGGAUCCUCUGUGUGCCCUGAUCCUGGGGGUCUCUCUGGAUGAGACAUCUUCUGACAAAGAGUGGAUGUAGCAGACCCUUCACGCUUGGAUGUUUCUAUUUAUUGACAGUCUCAGCACAGAUUCACACAACCCCUAUACAUUCCUUAUACUCCUUUCACAUAGGGAGUGAUUCCUACACUUCCAAGGAGACAUGUCAUCUUCAGAUGAGGAAACCCUCAGUGAGAGGUCAUAUCGGAGUGAGAGGUCAUGCCGAAGUGAACGGUCUGGCAGCUUGUCCCCUUGUCCACCAGGUGACACGCUCCCAUGGAAUUUGCCACGCCAUGAGCAGAAAAAGAGGAAGACCAAGGAUUCUGUCCUGGACCCUGCAGAGAGAGCAGUGGUCAGGGUGGCAGAUGAACGAGACAGAGUACAGAAGAAAACAUUCACUAAGUGGGUCAAUAAACAUCUCAUCAAGGUUCGCAAGCACAUCAAUGAUCUAUAUGAAGAUCUACGGGAUGGACACAAUCUUAUCUCCCUUUUGGAGGUCCUUUCUGGCGUUAGAUUACCCAGAGAGAAAGGUAGGAUGCGAUUCCAUCGCCUUCAGAAUGUGCAGAUUGCACUGGAUUUCCUCAAACAACGUCAGGUGAAAUUGGUCAAUAUCCGUAAUGACGAUAUCACUGACGGGAACCCAAAACUCACCCUUGGGCUAAUUUGGACCAUAAUCCUUCACUUUCAGAUCUCUGAUAUUUAUGUUAGCGGGGAAUCUGGAGAUAUGUCUGCCAAGGAGAAGCUGCUCCUAUGGACGCAGAAGGUGACGGCGGGAUAUGUUGGGGUGAGGUGCACCAACUUUACUUCCUGCUGGAGUGAUGGCAAAAUGUUCAAUGCCAUUAUUCACCGGUAUAGACCUGACCUGGUAGACAUGCAAAAAGUAGAAAUUCAGAGUAACCGGGAAAACCUGGAGCAAGCAUUUGAAAUAGCGGAGAGCCUGGGUGUCACUAGAUUAUUAGAUUCUGAAGAUGUGGAUGUAGCUUCACCAGAUGAGAAGUCUGUGAUCACGUAUGUCUCUUCUAUAUAUGAUGGCUUUCCCAAAGUCCCAGAAGGAGGAGAGGGGAUCAGUGCCACUGAAGUGGAUUCUCGCUGGCUGGAAUACCAGGAAAGAGUUAUGUCCCUUACACAGUGGAUCCGACAACAUGUACUAUUGAUGUCUGACAAAUCAUUCCCACAGAACCCUGUGGAGUUAAAGGCACUUUAUAAUCAGUAUGUACAUGUAAAAGAAACUGAAAUUCCUGCAAAAGAGCUAGAGAAAGCCCAAAUACAGAAGAUAUAUCAGAUGUUACAGACUUGGAUUGAAUUUGGCCGCAUCAAGCUCCCGCCAUCCUUUCAUCCUAAUGAUGUGGAGGAACUGUGGGGAAAACUCAUACUAUCUAUGCUGGAGAGGGAGAAAGUCCUGCGACCAGCAGUAGAGAGACUUGAACUGCUCCUGCACAUUGCGAACAAGAUCCAGAAUGGUUGCCUGACUUGUGAAGAAAAACUGACACUAGCGAGGAAUACACUACAAUCAGAUGCUGCAAAUGUUGAAUGUGGCCAGAGAACUCAGCAAGAGGAAGAGGUUCUCCAUUUCCUUCAGGAGAGUGAAGGUGUUCUGCGACAGCUGCAGGCAGAUGUGCAGAUCCUGAGAGAUGAAAAAUACUUCCAGGUGGAGGAAUUGGCUUUCAGAGUUUUGAGGAUUCAGGAUGAACUUCUCACGCUCAGGCUUGAGUACUCCAACUUGUAUAGGAGAGGGAACCUCUUCAACUCCGAUCUACAAACUUCCACAUCCAAGAACACAUCUCACCAGCAAACCCUUAAUACUUCAGCACCUUCUUCCACUUCAUGGUUUCGGAAACCAAUGAGCAGGGCAGAACUCCUCGCACUGUCAUCUUCUGAAGAUGAGGGUAGCCUCCGAUUUGUCUACGAGCUUCUUGCAUGGGUAGAAGAAAUGCAGUUAAAACUGGAGCGAGCAGAGUGGGGCAGUGAUCUUCCCAGUGUGGAGUCACAGCUGGAAAUUCAGCGCCAAGUCCAUACAAGUGUGGAGGAGCUGGCCUCAAGUCUGCGAGAAGCUAGAAGCUAUGAGGUUAAAAUGUCUUCAAAUUUCCGCAGUAGUUAUAAAGAGACUCUAAGCAAGCUUGAAAUGCAGUACUGCAAACUAAGGGAGACCAGUAAUUCCCGUUUACGUCACUUGGAGAGCCUUUAUGAGUUUGUGUCUCGAGCGACUGCACAAAUUAUUUGGCUAAAUGAGAAGGAAGAGGAGGAGCUGGCUUAUGACUGGAGUGAUGGAAAUUCUAACAUGGAAGCAAAAAAAGAAUACUUUGCUGAACUGACCGAAGAGCUGGAACAGAAGCAGGAUGUCAUUCAGUCUUUGCAAGAGACAGCUGAACUCUUGUCCCUCGAAAAUCAUCCAGCAAAGCAAACCGUGGAGGCAUACAGUGCAGCAGUUGUUUCUCAGUGGCAGUGGGUUCAGCAGUUAUGUCUUUGUGUGGAGCAACAUAUAAGGGAGAAUUCAGCUUAUUUCCAGUUUUUUAGUGAUGUGCGAGAUUCAGAGGUUUAUCUUAAGAAUCUCCAGGAGUUAAUCAAGAGGAAGUAUUCAAGUGAUCGUAGUACUAGUAUGAACCGUCUGGAAGACAUGUUGCAAGACUCCAUGGAUGAGAAGGAGCAACUUAUCCAUUCUAGAAGCACAGUUGCCAGCCUUAUGGGAAGAUCCAAGAACAUUGUUCAGCUGAAGCCCAGGAAUCCUGAACAUAGUUUAAGUGGCACUCUCCCUAUCAAAGCAAUAUGUGACUAUAAGCAAAUAGAGAUUACGAUCAGCAGAAAUGAGGAAUGUGUACUUGAAGAUAACACUCAGAGGACAAAGUGGAAAGUGAUUAGCACUACCGGAAAUGAGGCCAUGGUGCCAUCUGUAUGUUUCCUCAUCCCUCCACUGAACAAAGAUGCAAUGGAAAUGGCCAGCAGAGUGGAGCAGCUUUAUCAGAAAGUCAUGGCUCUUUGGCAUCAGUUACAUGUAAACACAAAGAGUUUAAUAUCAUGGCAUUAUUUGCGGAAAGACAUUGAUUUGGUUCAGAGUUGGAAUGCAGACAAGCUUAGGGUCCUUCCUCUGUCAGAGAGGCUACAGACACUAUCCAGUCUUCAGUCACAUUUGGAUGAUUACAUGGAGGACAGCAAAGACUCCCAAAUAUUCUCACCUACUGAUCGUCUGAACAUGGAAAAAGAGGUGGAGGAUUGUAAGGAGCAAUGCAGAAAACUUGUGAACCUUAUUGAGACUGAAGAUAAAGACGAGUCUGUGGCAAAGACCUACUUAUCAGAGCUUCAAAACAUUCGUUUACACUUGGAGGACUGUGAACAGCGGCUAGUGAAAAGAUUACAGAUUGCCUUGGGUAGCGAUUUGGAUGCUGUGCAUGAAAGCACUGUCCAGAUAUCUGAACAAGAGAGGAUGCAGGAGGAACUGAAGAGGUUAAAAUCUGAACUGUCACUGGUUUCUGAGCGCUGUGACCAUUUCCUCAACAUGUCUCCCUCUGGCACCAGUACCCCAAAUGUUCGCUCACAGCUAGACCUGCUGGUUGGGAAAAUGGACCAUGUAUACGGCUUGUCUUCGGUUUUCCUGGAAAAGCUGAAGACAGUAGAUGUGGUUAUUCGUAGUCUGCAAGGAGCAGAAGCUCUGGUGAAAGGAUAUGAGGCCCGUUUGAGUCAGGAAGAUACUAUCCCAGCAGAUCCAGCAGCUAUUCAGUGUCAGGAAGUCUUGUUACAGCAAUGGAAGAUAGAGGCAGCGGAGAAGGAUAAUAUAAUUACUUUAUUGGAGGAAGAUGUUGCUAAAGCUAGAGAAGUGAGAGAUCGUUUAAAUCAGAAAACACAAGACCGCAAUCUAGAUGUAGACCAGUAUCAGGAAAAGACCUCCAAACUUCGAGAACGGUGGAGCGGAGUGCACACCCAGAUGGAAACAAGGCAAUUGGACCUUGCAGCAAUCAAAGAUGUGCUGAAAAAUUACAGAAGGCACCAUGAUAGCCUGGUGCAGUGGAUAGAAGCAACUAAAGCACAGCAGGAAAUGAUGAAACCAGGGCAGUCAGAGGACAGAAGAGUCUUGUCAGAGCAACUCAAUCAACAAAUGGCUCUAGUUGCUGAAAUAGAGCAGAAUCGGUCACGUCUGGAUGAAUGUCAGACUUUUUCACAGCAAUAUUCCAUUUCUGUAAAGGACUAUGAACUGCAGCUGAUGACAUAUAAGGCUUUUGUAGAAUCGCAACAGAAGUCUCCAAUGAAACGAAGACGGAUGUUGUCAUCUUCGGACAUAAUAACUCAAGAAUUCAUGGAUCUGCGUACCCGCUACACUGCUCUGGUGACUUUGACUACUCAGCAUGUGAAAUACAUCAGUGACUCUUUACGGAGAUUAGAGGGCGAAGAGAAAGUUAUUGAGGAAGAAAAGGAGAAGCAGGUUGAAGGUUUGAAACAGCUUGCUGGCUGGGUAGCAGGAAUUGCCCAGGUUGUAACAAGUGCACGAGGCAUGGGCAGUGCUGAUAUAAAGAAAUCCAUAUCGGAAAAACAGGUGCUAAGUGCAGAACUGCUCUCAAAAAAGGAAAACAUUUCAGAAGCUGUUAAAUCCAUGCAGAUCUUCUUGGCCAAAAAUGGAGAUAAAUUGUCACCUGAGGAGAGGGCACAGAUAUCUACUCAGAUCCAGGAAUUAAAGGCAACAUACAACCAACUUUGUGAGGAGUCUGGUAACCAGAUACAGGAGCUUCAUACUGAGCUUGCUCGGGAAGCUGAGCAAAAGGAGUGCCUUGCCAUUGCUGGCGUUAUAGACCUGGGUUCUAUGGAAAUGUUUCCAAUUUUCUGCGCUAUGCAGAAAGGUAUCAUUGACCAAGAUACUGGCCUCAUACUUCUGGAAGUUCAGCUUGUCCUCACUGGCUCAGUCAUCUCUGAAACUGAUGAAAGACUGAAAUUGGAAGAAGCGCUUGACAGAAAUUUAAUUGAUCUUCGAUUAUUCAAUUGUCUUCAGGAUUUGAGCAGAGCUAAUGCAUUGUUAGAAACAUAUAAAACUGGAAAAGAAAGAAUUCUGCCUCUCAUUACAGCUACAAAAGAAGGGAAACUCAGUGAAAAUGUUGCACUAAAAAUACUGCAUGUUUACUUGGCAUGUGGUGUGUUUAGAUUAGCUUCCACUGGUGAACUGGAUGAUUUAGACGAGUCCACUAAAAAUGUGUUGCUUGUUAGUGGCCUGAAGGAAAAGUUGGAAACUUCACAAAAACUUUUAAUUGACCCAAAUACAGCACAGCGAGUAAGUCUGGCUGAAAUCAUGGCAAAGUGCAUUAUUUAUGAGUCCACUGGCCUGAGACUUCUUCCAGUUAAGCAGUUAGCAGGUGGUGUUGUGUGUCUGAAAUCAGGCAAAAAAGUUAGCAUCUUCAAAGCAGUGCUAGAAGGACUCAUUGAUAGGCAAGUAGCUGUGAGGCUACUGGAGGCCCAAUUGUUUGCCGGUGGAAUUGUGGAUGUCAAAACUGGUCAUAGACUUGGUGUGGAUGAAGCAUUGAGGUACCAUCUGAUGGACAAAGAUAUGGCUUGUGAUCUUCUAAGAAGACAGCUUCAAGAUGGGGGUAUUAUAGAUGCCAUAACUGGUAAAAGAUUUUCAUUGGACGAGGCAGUAAAACUCAACCUUGUUGCUCCAAAGCUAGCACUUCUUGUAGUUGAGUCAAUGUCUUCCUUUAGAGGCUUUCUUAGGCCAGAAACAGGUGAAGUCCUUUCAGUAUCAGAUGCCCUUCAGGAUAGCAUUGUUUCUAGUGACCUGGCUAUGAAAACUCUUGUCAACAGACACAGAAUUCAAUGUCCUUACAUAUCAGAAAACAGAGAAGUCAUGUCUUGGGACAGAGCUAUAAAGUGUGGUAUUUUGAGUGAAAGCGGUGUCAAAAUGUUAAGAUCCAUCACUAUUCCUGAUAUAGCACACAGUCUGGCAGCAGAAAACAUUGGAGAGUCUGGAGCCCAGCCAGCGCCGUUAUCUGGUACUAGCAGUUUAUAUCCUGUUGAUAGCACUGCUUGGAAAAUGCACACACAUUCACAAUCGGAGGAUGAAGGAAGACUGAUGUUUAAUUUGAAGCACUUCAGUUACAUAAACAUUCAUAAUGGACAAAGAAUGCUGCUUAUUGACAGCAGAGAAAACCAAGCAGCUGAGUUAUUCCUGCAGGAGGAUAGAAACAUUUCCAGUGAAAAACGUUUUGAUGUGAAAGGCAUUGCUGAGAAAAAGUGUCAAGAUCAAGAGCAGACAAACCCUGGACUUCUGGCUGCGAUUGCAGACUUAAACUCAGACAGCGCGAAUGAGCAAAAGCCAAACUUAAGUCUACCAGGAGAGGACAAUAUGUCUUCAAGUUCAGGUCACCUCAAAGCAUGUGACGAAACAACUUCUGUGUUUCAAAAUGUACUCCAUACUCAAGAUGAUCAAGCAAUUUUACAGAAUGUCGCUAAUAAAGAUAAUGACAAUUCUCAGAUAACAUAUUUGGGAACCUUUAAAGAAGAUGAUAUAGCUAAACCUGAGCUUUCUGUACUUUCCAAUAGCAGGAUGUUGACUAUUCCAUCAAUGCCAGAUGGAAUAGGAAUGCCUGUUGGAAAGGCUUCAGCUGUUGACCCAACACUGACUGCAUCAUUGUCUGAUAUUGUACCAGAUGAUACUGAUUUCGCAAUGGAAAUUACAUUUGGUAGUACAGAAAAAUCUGUCCCAGAGGCCUCAUCCAUUUUAGAUUUAAAUGUUGCCCCUUCAGUGACUACAUACCCACUUGAAACCGCAUUGGCAUUCAGUGAAAUGGAUGGUUCAUACGCUUUUGCAAAAGUUGCUGCUGAUGAUGAUUAUUCCUCUGACAUGGAAGAGGAGCAUACGUUAUCUAUUUUGUCUGACCAGCUAAUAAAUGGAGGCAUUGUUGAUACAAAUUCAGGAUGUAAACUUCUCCUUAAUGAUGCUGUGGCAUUGGGUGUCAUCUCUAGCCACACUGCUUUAAAGCUUAUGGAGAGAAUACAGCUUUUUUCAGGGUUCUUUGACUCUCAAACAUAUGAAGCUUUAACAAUUCAGGAAGUGAUAGAUGAAGGCCUAAUGGAUGAAAAUCUUCUACAAAAAGUUUUCACCUCUGACAAGUCAGUAAGUGGCAUUGUGGAUAUUAAAAAGAACAAAGUUUAUUCUGUGCAAGAGUCACUGAAAUCUGGCCUCAUUGAUAAACACAUAGCCAAAAAGAUUUUAGAAGUUCAGGUCAUCACUGGUGGUGUAUGUGAUGUGAAAAGGGGCAAACGAAUAUCUGUCACACUAGCAUCCAGUUCAAACUUGAUAAAUUCUUCUGACAAAGAUGAACUUAUUAAGUUAGAGAAAGUUUAUAAAGGAAAAAGUACAGAAAAAACUACCAAAGAAAAACUCCUGGGCCUGCAGAUAGAGACUACAGGGAUCACGGAUACAAAAUCUAGGAAGCCCUUGUCUGUUGUUGAGGCAAUCCAGCAACGUCUUAUUAACAAGCCUGAUGCCAUUCGUUUGUUAACCAAACAAAUACAAGAUGGAGGAGUCAUUCAUCAUUUAUCAGGGAUGAGGUUUUCUGUGAUUGAUUCUCUUAAACUUGGACUGAUUGAUCAAGAUUUAUUUGAGGAGCUCUCAGAGUUUGAAUGUCUGUACCAGUCAGGGAACUUGCAACCAUCAAGAGGGAGCGCUGAAGGAAGCCAAGGUGCUAGACUGGAGAGCAAUGUUUUACCAUACAUAGACUUGUUGAAGAAAUGUAAAAUUGAUGUUCAGACUGGACAAAAAUAUGUAGAGCUUGGUUUACUAGCCAAACAUGAAUUCAAAUCCCCAUGUGCACCUAAGGAUGGUGAAUUCAAAUUGUCCUCUUCUGCAUUUCCAGCAAAAAAGCAUGCGCAAGUGAAAAACAUUUGUGACCUGCAAGUUGAAAGUCCAGAUCACAGUGCUAAAGAGCGUACUGAUAAUACAAUAAUUCCACUUGUUCAUCAGAGUGGAAAAGCUCAAUCCAAAGGUCACUUAACAGAUUUGGAAUACAUGAAUGUGCCAUCCAGCAAAGAAGCCAAACUUAAAACCCCUAAGUCACGCAAACCAAAGGAUGUUCAAAAUCUGGAUGUUAAAACGUCAUCUUUAACACCACAGAUAGAUUUUAAGAAGGAACCAUCAAUAUGUGGCAUUAGUUCCCCUACAUUCAGAAUAAAUAACACAAGCAUUAUUGAGAUCAAUGAGCAGGAUGAGUACAUAAAUGGCUCCUCUAUAGUCUGUGAAGGGAGAUCUACACCAUUCAUUCAGAAGGCGGUUGGUGAAAUAAAGCAAAAGGCUGAACCAAUAUCCAAUGAUGCUAUGACAUUAAAUAAAACUUUGCUGGAUAAGGAAUGUUUGGAUAAGGCAGAUGCCCAGAAAAUUCCUGAUAUUAUAGAAGCAGACCAGCGUGCAAUUGAAAGUACAAAUUAUAGCUCACUGACCUUGAAAUCAGAUUGUAACAUACACUCUGAGGAAGUGCUAACUGAUUUUCAUGGGAACAGAGUCCAAGAUUUCAUAAAGAUUCAUGAACAAAGCGGGCAAGUUCAGACCCAGAAUCCUCCCAUUGAUAUCCCUAUCAAUUCAGCCAAAGAAAAAGUAGAGACAAAUGUAGAUGGCAUUGAAUUUGUUUCAGAAAAGCAAGUUAUUCAAAAGAUUUUACCAGAUGUUGAAAUUCCUUCUCAAGAAAGCAACCUAAUUUCUGGACUAGAAAAGGGCAUUUUAGAUGGGAUCCCAGUAGAGCCAAGAUAUUUUGCAGAAUCGCCCAAAAAAAUCUCUUUUAGUCAACAGGUUGCAUCCAUAGACCAAGAUGUGGACAUACAAGAUCAACCAACUUCAAAAAAUAAAAAGGAUACCAUUAGUAAAAUUGGCUCUCAGUCACCCGUUCGUGUUUCUGAUCAUGCUAACAAAAAUGCAAAAGUGGUGUUGACUUCCAGUCAGCCUGUACAAGACUCAAGGAAAACUUCUACAUACAAUGUUGGUCAGCAGCAAGAGUCUAAAGAGAACAGUAGACUACAGAACAUUGACCAAUCUUCAGUAAAGGAAACCAGACAAAAUGGGGAGAGAUCAAAUAUAUGGCAAGAUCAUCCCAUACCUUCAUCUGAACAAAUUACCUCAUCAGUAAAAGAACACGGCAGUUGUGAAAUAAAGGAAUCGGCCAUGCCAUUGACAGAGGAAACACCCAAGACUUUUCAGGAUGCACGGAGGAAACAAGCCUGUCUUGAACAUGAAGAAAACCUAGUUUGUUUCCUAUCAAUGCUUCGAAACAUAGAAAUAAAACUUGGACCCCUGAGUCAUGUUUCACCAGGUCUUCAAGAUGUUGAAGAGAAGUUAAGACAGGCAGAGGUGCUUGAUCAAGAAUUAAAGGAUUUGGAGUCCCCAGUGACCCAAGAGCUUGAAUUUGUUAGUCAGAUUGUGGCUGAACAGCCACCACAUGUUCCAGCACAGCUUCUUCGAGCUUUAGAGAAAGAUGCCAAGAAUUUAGAAAAGUCUCUUAAUUCCAUCAGAAAUAUAUCACAAACACGUGUCAAACAUCUGCAUUCCAUGCUGGAGCAAGAAAAGGUUAAAGUCUUGGCACAACACAAAGAGCUGGAAAGCAAGCUACUUUCCCUUCUACAGUGGGUGAAGGAAACUUCUGAAUCACUGGAUUAUAAGGAGACAAAUGAUUCAGGACUACAAUCUACAUUGAAAAGUCCGAUAGAUCACAUUGAGAGUCUGAGGCAGCCUGUGGCUAACACCAAGCUAGAACUGGAGAACAUAGCUUUUGAAAUUCAGUUAUUUAUCUCUGAGCAAGCCCAAGAUUUGACACCUCAACAAAGUCGCGUAUUGCUUCGUCUUCUUAAUGAUCUACAGAGGUCCUUUCGAGAGCUCUCUGAGACAAUGGUGGCAAGAAAUGAGAUUCUGCAGUCCCGUGAGCGACUGGUGAAGCACAGCAUGGAAGUCAAGACACUAAAGGAGCAGAAGUUGGCUUGUUCUCAGGGACUAGACGAACUGAGCUCAUGGGCUGAAUUGACAGAAAAAUCUGUACAGAAGCACCAGAGCGACCCAAGAUCUCAAGAUGUGUCCAGCCUUCAAGAUCAGUAUAAAAGCAUGCAGGAGCUCAAUAAUGAUGUGCAAACUAAAGCAAACAAGUUUGCUAGUAUCAUUAAAGCUGCAGAGGACUUCCUUGAGGAAAACAAGAACAAGAUGGACCCUAAAGAUCUCGAAGUAUUUAAGAAAAAACUUCAGAAGGCUAAAGAACAAUAUCGGUCCCUUUUGCAGAAAACAGGGGAGACAGAGAGGCAGUUAGAGUCUGCAGUGAGCACAGCCAUUUUAGAGGAGACCAAAAAGUCUAAAACUGCAGAGGAGUUGCAACAAAACCUGGGAAAGAUUGAGAGUCUUCUAUGCCAGGUGCUUCCUGUUGUGCCAUCUAAAAGUAGCCUGCAGAAAGGCAGCAUCCCUGAUGGAAGGGUUUCUGGUAGUAACGAGUUAUCAGAUAAAUGUCCUACCAUAGGAGAUGCCACUGACAUCAUCAAUAACCUUUAUGAGAAGAGAAAGACCCACCACCAAGAAAUGUUAGGCCAGCAGCAGAACUUCAUCCUGACCAUACAAUCAGCACAAGAUUUCUUGGAUAAACAUGGAAGCACUUUGCCACCAGAAGAGUGUGAGCGCUUGCAAAACCAGCUUGCACGCUUGAAGGAAGAGUAUGCUGCGUCUCUGUCUCAGGCACAGUUACAACUGAAGCAUGCACAAGGACUGCAAGAUGACCUGCAGAAUUUCAUUCACGAUUAUGGAGAAUUUGAGACAUGGCUUCAACAAAGUAAAGAGGAGUUGGAUAAGAUGCAGAAGGGUGAGGCAGACUGUGAAGCCUUGCGUAAUUUGCUUCAACAGCAAGCAGAUUUUUCAGAAGAUGUGAUCUCUCAUAAAGGAGAUCUGCGUUAUAUUACUAUUGCUGGACAGAAAGCGAUUGAAGCAGAAAAAGCAGCUCUUGAGCAGUCCAGUGAAGAGGUGGGAGUGGCAGCAGCUUUGGUAAAAAGCAAACUUGAAGAUGCCUCGAAGAGAUACAGUGCCUUGCAUUCCAAGUGCUCCAAACUUGGAACUCACUUGAAUUCUUUGUUGAACCGGUACCAGCAGUUCCAGGAGGGCUCUGAUGCAGCUUUAGCCUGGCUGCAAAACACCGAGUUAACUGUGGAGAAGAUGCUUUCUGAACCAGUAGCAUCUAAUCCAGUAGCUUUACAGGCCCAGCUAGACAAGGCCAAGAACAUGCAGUGUGAUCUUGCAGAGCACCAAGUUCAGGUUGACAAAGUUCAAAAGGCUCUACGUGGUCUACUGGAGAUCCAAGAAGAUCCGCUGCCAGACUGCAAAAAGAUUCAGGCAACAGCUGACUCCAUCGAAAGUCGGUUCCAAGGCCUCUCUGGCAAGAUGUCCAAUCACACAGAUUUACUGCAGAAGUCAGUAGCCCAGUCACAGAGUGUUCAAGAAGGUUUGGAUAACCUUCUACACUGGUUGGAAGGAAUGGAGAAGACGAUAGAGAGCCAAAAACAAGCAUCAAUGUCAUCAUCAUCCAUUCAGGAGGCUCUUGCACAAAAUAUUAAACUGAAACAGGACGUUGGAAGCAGGAGGGGAAGCCUGGAUGCCACUGGAGAAAUGGUAGUGAAAUUUAUGGAGACUGCAGACCGUGCUGCAGCAACUGCUCUUCAGAACAAGUUAUCUGACGUCACUGCACGUUUUAAUAAAGUCUGUGAGCAGCAGAUUCAGCAGGAGACUGCCCUUAAAGAGGUCCUACCACAAGUGGAAAGAUAUGAACAGAUUUCAGAUGAACUACAUGAUUUCAAAGCAACCAAAUCCCAGUUACUGGCCUCAGGAAACCAGCCAGACAAGGACAUUGCCCAGUUCUCAGAACAAAUCCAGGAACUGAAUGCAGAGAUAAAGCAGCAGACAGAGCAGUUGUUUACCCUGGAACAGCUUGCAAAGGAGCUGAGUACAUGCCCUGUGCUGCUGGACUCCUCUGAGCACUUACAGAAGGUGCAAUUGCUGAAAAAAGAAUUUCAGGAUCUCCAAGAAGCUGCAAGUGAGAGGGAGAGGGAAGCCUUGUCUUGUCGAGAAGAAUUAGAGAUGUUCCAAAGGUUGGUUAGUGUCCUGAGAAAAUGGCUGAAAGACAAUGAAGAGAAUGUGCCUUCAACAGAAGAAUCUCUUGGAUCAAUGGAGAUCCAGAUCAGGCUACAGCAAGUCCAGGACCUCUUGAAAGAGUGGAAAGUAAAAGGCCCACUUGUAGAGGAGAUCACACAAAAGGGAUCUGAACUUGAGAGCAGAAUUAUGGAGAUCACUGCAGCAGAAAGCCAACUGCAGAAAGGUUCUGUGCUGAUGGCCUCAGUAAGCAGUUUAGGGAAUGUUAAUGGAUAUCAUACCUGCCAAGAUUUGACUGGCAUCCAGUGUGAUGUCUCUGAGAUCAGCCAAAAGUAUGAACAUUUAGGAUUGGUGCUGAGAAAUCGAGAAGAACAGUUGUCCACUAUGCUAGAAAAAAUACAGAAGGUUCAACAAGAAACAAACCAGAUGUUGAAGUGGUUAGAGUCCAAAGAACAAAUUAUAACUGCAGUCAAUGUGUCACCAAAGAAGUCUGAGAUAGUUAGAGCCCAGGCUGAACAGAACAAGGAGUUCAUAUCUGAACUAGAGCAAAGUUCUGAAAAAGUGAAAAAGCUAAAAGCUGAGCUAAAAGAUUUGCUAGAGAAACAUCCAAACUCUCCUGAGGCUGAGAACUGGAGGCAGAUGCUGGAAAAUCUUAACAGUCAGUGGGAUCGAGCUAACCAAGUAACCUCAGAACGCCAGCAGAAGCUGGAAGAAUCUGCUAACCAACUGGCCUUGUUCCAAACUGCUGGCUCUCAGCUACGUCCAUGGUUAACAGAGAAGGAGCUGAUGAUGAGCGUCUUGGGACCUCUAUCCAUUGAUCCCAACAUGCUGAAUGCACAGAAGCAGCAGGUUCAGUUUAUGUUAAAGGAAUUUGAAGCACGCAAAGCUCAGUAUGAAGAACUAAAGCAUGCAGCCUAUGGUAUCCUAACAGGACCUGGUGAUGAGUCUCCAUCUACCAGCCAGGUGGAGGAAGACUUCAAUGAAAUUAACAAGAAAUGGACAGACCUGACCAAUCGCCUGAAUUCCAGGGCUGAACACAUUGACCAGGCUGCUGUGAAAAGUGCGCAGUAUCAAGAGGUUCUGCAAGGCCUAACUGACAAAAUAAAGCAGGCAGGCAAGAAGCUGAGCUCACAGCCAGCAGUCAGCACUCAGCCCGAUGCUGUAAAGCAGCAGUUGCAGGAAACUAGUGGCAUUCGCUCAGAUCUGGAAAACCUCACUCAGGAAGUUGCAGAAGCACAAAUUCUAUGCAAUGGGCUAUCUGCACUUGUGGCAGAACCGUACCUCAAAGAUGAACUUCAAAAACGACUUGACACUGUGGCACUUCCGCUUAAAGGAAUGGAAGAUUUAGCAGCGGAUCGUGUGAAUAGGUUACAGACGGCACUUGCCAGUUCCCAGCAGUUUCAACAGAUGUUUGAUGAACUGAGAAAUUGGCUGGAUGAAAAGUCAAUGCAACAGGCCAAAAGCCCCCCAGUGUCAUCCAAACUGGAAAAGUUACAAAAACUUCUUCAAGACCAGGAGGAAUUCCAAAAAAGUCUAAACCAGAACACCGGGUCUUAUGAAAUGAUUGUUGCUGAAGGUGAAUCUCUGCUCCUGUCUUCACAGCCUGGGGAUGAGAAGACUGCCCUACAGAAUCAACUAAUAAAUCUGAAAACAAACUGGGAAGAGCUGGGAAAGAAGACAUCAGAAAGACAAAACAAACUGAAAGACUGUUUGCAGAAAGCUCAAAAAUUUGGUAGACAUGUGGAAGAUUUGGUUCCUUGGUUGGAAGACUGUGAGACCCAAAUGAAAGGAAUGGAAGUUACUAUUGACCCUGUCCAACUUGAAGCCCAGCUUCUUAGAGCAAAGGUUCUUGAAAGUGAAAUAGACAAGAAACGUUCUUUGGUGGAGAUGAUGAACAGCACAGCUGAUCUUCUGAUCGAAGCGACUGAGGUCGACGACCAGGAAAUCUUGGAGGAAAGAGCCAGGCUAAAUCAGAAGAUGGACAGUAUUACGGAACAGCUGCAUAUCAAAGCUGAGUCCAUUGAGGAAAUGUCCUUAAGACUUAAGGAACUAAAUGAUAGUUUUAAAAAUAUAGAUAAGAAACUUGAUGUAGCAAAACACCACCUGGAAAUUUAUGCAGCUCUGGGUCCUCAGUCAUGCAGCAGUAAGAAUUUAGAGAACAUGAAAACUCAGCAGGACAUGCUGCAGAAUUUAGAGACACAGGUUCAGUAUUUGAAAAACCUAAUCCAAGGUUUGACAGAAGAUGCCCCAAAAGGCUCAGAUGCCUCUCGUCUUUUACAUCAAGCAGAGGAUGUGCAGCAUAAUUUUGAGAAUGUAAAACAGGAAGUUAAUGAAUGCUGUAGCAGUAUGGAGCAAAAACUGCAAGGAAUUGGUCAAUUUCAUACUCAUGUUAGAGAAAUUUUUUCGAAUCUUUCUGACCUGGAUGAUGAACUUGACAACAUGGGCCCAGUAGCUCGGGAUGUAGACAGCCUGAAAUCUCAAACGGAAGUUGUCCAGAAGUUUCUAGAAUUGCUCCAUGGCUUAAAAUUUGAUAUUGAAUGUUCAGAAAAGAAAUGCAGAGAUAUGUUGGAGAAUGAAGGAGGUCCUGACCUCAUUGGAUUAUUGCGAGAGCUUGGAACUUUAAAUAAGCAAUGUGCUAAGCUGUCUGAACGUGGCAAAAAUAGACAGGAGCAGUUAGAUGCUACUCUAGGCAGAGUGGAGGACUUCAGCGUUAAACUGAAGGAGCUGAUAUAUCAGAUCGUGGCAGCAGAGGGCAGCAAUGCUUUGCAGGAGGUCGUUGGAUCUGAAGUUGAAGCAAUCAAACAGCAGUUGGAAGAUUUUAAGGUUUUCCAGAAGGAAAAGGUGGACUCUCUUCAGCUGAAGCUGCAGCAAGUGAAUGGCCUUGGCCAGGGUCUGAUUCAAAGUGCAGACAAGAACUCUGAUGUGCAUGGAUUAGAACACGACUCUGAAGAACUAAAUGCAAGAUGGAACACACUAAAUAAAAAGGUGGCAGAGAGGGUGGCACAGCUGCAGGAGGCCCUGCUGCAUUGUGGGAAGUUCCAGGAUGCUUUGGAACCUCUGCUUAGCUGGCUCACUGACACAGAAGACCUGAUUGCCAACCAGAAACCACCAUCUGCAGAGUACAAAGUGGUGAAAGCUCAAAUCCAGGAGCAAAAGCUCCUACAGCAUCUUUUGGAAGACCGAAGGGCUACUGUGGACAUGAUCCAGGCUGAAGGGACAAGAAUAGCAGCGGGAGCUGACCCUGCUGACAACGAAAAGAUAAGCCGUCAGCUAGAAACACUCAAGGAGAGGUGGUCUUCGCUGCUGCAAAAGGCACAAACAAGGCAGAAACAACUUGAUGACAUAUUGGUUUUGGCCAAACAAUUUCAUGAGACAACUGAACCUAUAUUUGACUGGCUGUCUACCACAGAGAAGAAAUUGGCAAAUUCUGAGCCAAUCGGUACACAGACAGGCAAAAUUCAGCAGCAGAUCUUGCGUCACAAGAGCCUAGAGGAAGACAUAGCAGUCCAUGAGCCUGAUGUACAUCAAGCGGAAAGGCUAGUGGACUCCCUCUCUGCCCUCUGCUGCAAAGCUGAGCAAGAUAGGUUGGCACGCAAGCUAGACUUCCUGCACUCUCGAUAUAGUGAGGUGCAGGAUCUGUGCAGUAGAAAAGGUGCCUUGUUGGGGCAAGCUCUGAGCAAUGCCAGGCUUUUCGGAGAGGACGAAGUGGAAGUCCUAAACUGGCUGGCAGAAGUAGAGGACAAACUGAGCUCUGUCUCUGUGAAGGAUUACAAGCUGGAGGUCCUGCAGAAACAACACACUGACCAAAGGAACCUUAGUGAAGAGAUUGUUAAUAGAAAGAGGAACGUGGACCAAGCAGUUAAAAAUGGACAGGCUCUGCUCAAGCAAACAACAGGUGAAGAGGUCCUCCUGAUCCAAGAGAAAUUGGAUGGUAUUAAAACACGUUACUCUGACAUCAUAGCAUCAAGCGGAAAAGCUCUCAGAACACUAGAACAGGCCCUGCAGUUGGCCAGUAAGUUCCAAACCACUCAUGAGGAGCUUACCAACUGGCUUGGGCGGGUGGAGGAAGAACUUGCUCAAACAAGUGGACAGUCCCCUGCUGGCGAUCAAAUUCCACAAUUCCAGCAAAGGCAAAAGGAGUUAAAGACGGAGGCUAUGGAAUAUCGCAUUGUCCUUGAUACUAUAAAUGAAGUUGGCAGUGCCUUAUUGGAACUGGUACCUUGGAGAGCAAGGGAUGGUUUAGACAAGCUUGUCUCGGAUGCUAAUGAGCAGUAUAGAUCUGUCAGUUCCACUAUUGCACACAGAGUGGACCAGAUUGAUGCUGCUAUUCAAAGAUCACAACAGUAUGAGCAAGCUGCUGACGCAGAAUUAGCCUGGGUGGCUGAGACCAGGAGAAAACUUUUGGCACUUGGUCCAGUUUGUUUGGAACAGGAUCAGACCACAGCCCAACUCCAGGUUCAGAAGGCAUUCACUGUAGACAUUAUUCGCCAUAAGGAUUCCAUUGAUGAGCUCAUCAGUACACAGGAAGAUAUUCUGGGUACUUGUGGGGAUGAGCAGAAAGCCACUUUAAAAGAAAAAACAAAGUCACUUCUACAGCAGUAUGAGGAUGUGAGCCACUUAAAUUCUGAGCGCUCUGCACGUCUGGAACGGGCCCAGGCCUUACUGGGUCAGUUCUGGGAAACCUACGAAGAAUUACAUCCCUGGAUUGAGGAAAUGAAGACCACCAUUUCUCAGCUGCCACCACCAGCUGUUGACCAUGACAUGCUAAGGCAGCAGCAGGAAGAGAUAAGGGAACUGAGAGAAUCCGUUUCUGAACACAAACCACACAUUGACAAGCUUCUGAAGAUUGGGCCACAUUUGUGUGAGCUGAAUCCCGUAGAAGGAGAAGGCGUGCAAGAAAAAUACACUGAAGCCGAGCAUAUGUACCUGGCAAUUAAGGAGGAAGUGCGCAAAAUGGCCAUGACACUGGAUGAUGCACUCGCACAAGCCUCUCAGAUUGUGGAGUUCCAUGACAAGAUUGGGCCCAUGUUGGAAACUCUGGAGAGCAUGGCAUCUCGCCUAAAUAUGCCACCUUUGAUACCUGCUGAAGUGGAUAAAAUUCGGGAUUGCAUUGGUGAGAACAAGAAUACCCUCAUGGAACUUGAAAAACUGCAGUCAUCAUUUGAGGCCCUAAAACACCGUGGAGAGGAGCUUAUCAGCCGUUCACAAGGAGCAGACACGGAUCCUGCAGCCAAAGCCAUUCAGGAUAAACUGGACCAGUUAGUGUUCACCUGGGAGGACAUUAAAGCCAGAGUAGAUGAACGGGAGAUGAAGUACUUAGAUGUCCUUGAGCUGGCAGAAAAAUUUUGGCUAGAUAUGAAUUCACUUUUGACAACCAUCAAAGACACUCAUGAGAUUGUUCAUGAUCUGGAAAGUCCUGGUAUUGAUCCAUCAAUGAUUAAACAGCAGAUUGAGGCUGCAGAUAGCAUUAAAGAGGAGACUGAUGGACUCCAUGAGGAACUGGAGUUUAUCCGCCUUCUUGGAGCAGACCUUAUAUUUGCUUGUGGAGAGACAGAAAAACCAGAAGUCAAGAAAAGCAUUGAUGAGAUGAACACUGCCUGGGAAAAUUUGAAGAAAACUUGGACAGAGCGCCUGGAGAAGCUUAGAGAUGCAAUGGCUCAUUCAGUACAGUACCAGGACACUUUGCAGGCAAUGUUUGACUGGCUGGACAAUGCUGUUAUAAAACUUUGUGAUAUGCCUCCCGUGGGAACUGAUAUCAGUACAGUGAAAGACCAGAUCAAUGAGAUGAAGGUGUUUAAGGUGGAGGUUUAUCAGCAGCAGAUUGAAAUGGAGAAGUUGAAUCAUCAAGGGGAACUGAUGCUGAAGAAAGCCAUUGACGACACCGACCGGGACAUCAUCAAAGGACCAAUUACAGAGUUGAAACAUUUAUGGGAGAAUCUUGGAGAGAAGAUCACACACAGACAGCACAAGCUUGAGGCUGCCCUACUAGCUCUUGGCCAAUUUCAACAUGCACUGGCUGAAGUAAUGUCCUGGCUGACACACACAGAGGAACUUCUGGAUGCUCAGAAGCCCAUUAGCGGUGAUCCCAAAAUCAUUGAGGUUGAGCUUGCAAAGCACCAUGUGCUGAAAAAUGAUGUGCUUGCUCAUGCAAGCACAGUGCAAACUGUGAGCAAAGCUGGCAAUGAACUUCUGGAGUCUAGUGCUCGAGAUGAUGCUAACAGCCUUAGAGCUAAGCUGGUAACUCUGGACCAUUCAUGGGAGUCAGUACUACAGAAAACUGAAGAAAGAGAGCAGCAACUAGAUAUGGCUCUUCAGCAGGCUCAAGGCUUCACAGGGGAAAUUGAAGAUUUCAUCCAGUGGGAGAACAGAAUAGAAAGCCAGCUAUCGGCAGCAAAGCCCACUGGUGGACUACCAGAGACGGCUCGAGAGCAGAUGCAGGCUCACAUGGAGUUAUAUGCUGAGGUCAAAUACAAUGAGGAACUAUAUAAACAGCUUCUAGACAAGGGACAACUAAUGUUGCUCAGCCGGGAAGAUGCAGCCAGUUCUGUCACUGAGCAGACUGUGAACAUACUGAAGAGAAAGUGGCAAAACAUUAACAAUAAGGUGGAAGAGAGGAAGGGAAAACUAGAAGAAGCUUUUAGUUUGGCCACAGACUUCCAGAAUUCAUUACAAGACUUUAUCAACUGGCUGACACAAGCUGAACAAAGCCUGAAUGUAGCACCUCCCCCAAGUCUCAUACUAGACACUGUUCUAUUCCAAAUUGAUGAACAUAAGAUUUUUGUAAAUGAAGUUAAUGUUCAUCGAGAGCAAAUUAUUGAGUUGGACAAAAUUGGAAACCAGCUGAAAUUUCUCAGCCAGAAGCAGGAUGUGGUCCUGAUUAAGAACCUUCUGCUCAGUGUUCAGUCCCGCUGGGAAAAGGUGGUUCAACGAUCAGUGGACAGAGGAAGAUCCUUAGACGAUGCAAGAAAAAGAGCAAAACAGUUCCAUGAAGCCUGGAAGAAAUUGGUUGACUGGUUGGAAGAGGCAGAGAAUCACCUAGACUCCGACAUGGACAUCUCUAAUGAUCCAGACAAAAUCAAGCUACAGCUUACUAAGCACAAAGAAUUCCAGAAAACCUUAGGAAGUAAACAACCUGUUUAUGACACAACUGUAAGAACAGGAAGGUCAUUGAAAGAAAAGGCCUCCUUAAGCGAUGAUGUACAGAAAUUAGAUCACCUCCUUGGAGAAGUGAGGGAUAAAUGGGACACUGUGUGUGGAAAAUCUGUAGAAAGGCAGCAUAAGCUGGAGGAAGCAUUGCUUUUCUCUGGACAGUUUAUGGAUGCACUGCAGGCCCUGGUGGAUUGGCUGUAUAAAGUAGAGCCCCAGCUGGCUGAAGAUCAACCUGUACAUGGAGACUUGGAUCUUGUGAUGAACCUGCUGGAUGCUCAUAAAGUCUUCCAGAAGGAACUAGGGAAAAGAACAAGCAGUGUUCAAGCUGUGAAGCGAUCUGCCAAGGAACUGCUGGAGAGCAGUAGAGAAGACACUACAUGGGUCAAGGUUCAGCUCCAGGAACUCAGCACAAGAUGGGACACUGUAUGCAAACUUUCUGUGUCCAAACAAACUCGCUUGGAGGAAGCUCUGAAGCAGGCUGAGGAGUUCCGUAGUACUGUUCACAUGCUGCUUGAGUGGCUUUCAGAGGCUGAACAGACGUUACGUUUUCGUGGUGCUCUUCCUGAUGAUGCCGAGGCUUUGCAGUCCCUCAUUGAUAUUCACAAGGAGUUCAUGAAAAAAGUAGAGGAGAAACAAGUAGAUGUAAACACCGCAGUCAGCAUGGGGGAGGCAAUACUGACUGUGUGCCACCCAGACUGUAUCACCACUGUCAAGCACUGGAUUACUAUCAUACGGGCAAGAUUUGAGGAGGUACUGACUUGGGGGAACCAGCACCAACAGAGGCUGCAGGCAGCACUCUCUGAGCUUUUGGCCAAUUCUGACCUCCUUGAUGAAUUGUUAGCCUGGAUCCAAUGGGCUGAGACUACUUUGAUACAGCGAGAUCAAGAGCCUAUGCCUCAAAACAUUGACCAGGUCAAGGCUCUAAUUUCAGAACAUCAGGUAUUUAUGGAGGAAAUGACUCAGAAGCAGCCUGAUGUAGACCGAGUCACAAAGACAUACAAAAGAAAGACAACAGAUCCAAAGCAUGCAUCAUUCAAUGAUAAAACACGAAGCAGAAAACCUCCAGUGCAAUCCACUCCACCUGUAUUACCUCCCAUGUCUCAAUCUGAGACCAAGAAUCCAAGGAUCAAUCAGUUGUCUGCACGAUGGCAGCAGGUUUGGCUGCUGGCCUUGGACAGACAGCGGAAACUUAACGAUGCUCUGGACAGACUGGAGGAGUUGAAGGAAUUUGCAAAUUUUGAUUUCGACAUCUGGAGAAAGAAGUACAUGCGUUGGAUGAAUCAUAAAAAAUCUCGAGUUAUGGACUUCUUCCGAAGAAUCGAUAAGGACCAAGAUGGGAAGAUUACUAGACAAGAAUUUAUUGAUGGAAUAUUAGCUUCCAAAUUUCCAACUACAAAACUUGAAAUGACAGCUGUAGCAGAUAUCUUUGACCAGGAUGGCGAUGGAUACAUAGAUUAUUAUGAGUUUGUAGCUGCCCUUCAUCCCAACAAAGAUGCCUAUCGGCCAACUACUGAUGCAGAUAAGAUUGAGGAUGAGGUCACCAGGCAAGUAGCACAGUGCAAAUGUGCAAAGAGAUUCCAGGUGGAGCAGAUUGGAGAGAAUAAAUACAGAUUCUUCCUAGGCAACCAGUUUGGAGACUCGCAGCAGUUACGUUUGGUUCGUAUACUGCGCAGCACAGUGAUGGUCCGAGUUGGUGGAGGCUGGAUGGCUCUAGAUGAAUUUUUGGUGAAGAAUGAUCCUUGCCGAGUUCACCAUCCAGGGACUAAAUUAAAGAGAACCGAUUCCGUCUGUUCCAUAGGUUUGGCAAGGGGAAGGACAAAUCUAGAGCUGCGAGAAAAAUUUAUACUUCCUGAAGGGGUAUCCCAAGGAAUGACCCCGUUUAGGUCCCGAGGGCGAAGGUCUAAACCGUCUUCCAGGACUGCCUCACCAACACGGUCCAGUUCCAGUGCCAGUCAGAGUAACCACAGCUGUACAUCCGUCCCGUCUUCACCUGCCACUCCUGCCAGCGGCUCAAAGACUCCACAACAGAUAUCUCGCUGUUACGAGAAGCCCUGGCUUGUAAACAGCAAAACUAGCACCCCCUCUAGGGGCUUCGACUACUCAGACUACCAGAUUUCAUCAUGUGAGGUUACACCGGCUCAGAGCAGCAAAAUGAAGAAAGCAGCCAUCCACACAAGCCGGUCAUCCCUCACAGGAGAUACAGCCACACCUUCUGGUGCCAAAUCAAGCCGACCUGACCCGAAGAAAAGCAGCAGUCGCGCUGGAAGCCGAACUGGAAGCCGAGCCAGCAGUCGGAGAGGAAGUGAUGCGUCCGACUUUGAUCUAUUAGAGACUCAGUCAGCCUGCUCAGACAACUCAGAGAGCAGUGCUACUGGUGGACCUUCCCGCAGAGGACUGUCUAAACCUUCCAAAAUCCCCACCAUGUCAAAGAAAAUUACCAGCACUCCUAAAACUUCGAGCGCAAAGAGAUAGUCCUACCUGAAGAGAACAUUGGGCACAAGAGCAACAAGCCCACCAGUGGGGCAGACCAUAAGCUUUGUUUUUAUAACAUGCACUGUACAUCUGGAUGUACGCUAGUUCUAAGUGGGGAAAUUUCUAUCGUCUAUACAUGUACACGAAAAAGAUGUUUAUAACUGCCUUAUCUGUUUCUUUUGUUUUUGUACCUUAAUACUUCCAUGUGAAUAUUUCUGUAGAUAAAACAAGCCUUGUGUGAAUUCCUGGGAAGAUUCAGGGGCUCUCGUAGAAAGAUGGAUUGUGAAACAGGAGUGUAGACAACUAAUGUUCUGACUCUGCAGGGAAGAAGACCCUUUUUUUUAGGGUUGGUAUCCUAGGACAACACUACUUAACUUUAAUAGGGAAAUCCUCUGUUUUGUAUAUGAACAAUACUUUAUUAAGCUGCAGAGGAAACAGACUGACAAAAGAAUUCUUUUAAUAACAUUAGGGCUUUCUGAAUUGACAACACUUGCACACUCUGCUUUGACCUUACAGUAUCAAUUAUCAUCAAGUAAUUUACAGCAACUGCCAAUAAAAAGGACAUUUAACCUUUUGGGAGCAGCCAUUUGCGUGACAGUAAAUUCCUGGUGCAGCAUACAAUAGCAUAUGCGUCUCCAUAGCCAUUUUGCACUCAUCCCAGGUUCAUUUGAUUUUUCUUAUUGUAAACUACAUUUGUUUUAUUUAUCUGCCUAGUAUAUUCUUAUUUAUUAUUUAAUGGUCAUUCCACUUAGGAUUUGUGUGACAUGUUCAUUUCGGUAGACAAACGAUCACAGUUGUGCAUCAGUGAAAUGGAACUCACCAGCAAAGUUCCUCCCUCACAUAUAUCUACGGUUUCCCUCCGGCAGGCUAACCCUGUGGAGUGGAAGUGGUAGAGCACACAUGGAUCCCUUCUGUUACCUGUCAUUGCAUCCUGUUCUAACAGGCUGCUGUGUGAUUUUCUCAACUAGUUUGCAACAGAAAAUAAUGCUGUACCAAUGAACUGUUAAAUAAACAACACAUUUUGUAUUAAAAUUGCUUGCAGUAACAUCAAGUA
Rana temporaria (common frog) is the source of this 22913-nucleotide messenger RNA. RefSeq names its product microtubule actin crosslinking factor 1 (gene MACF1). The coding region runs from base 332 to 21859 and encodes 7175 amino acids. Lineage: Eukaryota; Metazoa; Chordata; Amphibia; Anura; Ranidae. Gene Ontology annotation, molecular function: cadherin binding; calcium ion binding; structural molecule activity. Gene Ontology annotation, cellular component: microtubule; actin cytoskeleton; cytoplasm. Gene Ontology annotation, biological process: intermediate filament cytoskeleton organization; cell-cell adhesion; regulation of focal adhesion assembly. The record is from RefSeq and is a predicted model, not a curated record. The transcript has 102 exons.